Messenger RNA from Monomorium pharaonis (pharaoh ant), 678 nucleotides. RefSeq lists its product as uncharacterized. The transcript is spliced from 4 exons. The record is from RefSeq and is a predicted model, not a curated record. Bases 193 to 549 code for a protein of 118 amino acids. NCBI's taxonomy places the organism in Eukaryota, Metazoa, Arthropoda, Insecta, Hymenoptera, Formicidae.
GAAGGCCUUUUAACGAUUCCACCUGAAGCUAACGGAUGUUCAGAAUUCCUAAGUACUUAGGGAUGACGCAAGAAUAAUAAUAAUCAGCUAGCAUAAUUUUUCGUGCGAUCGAAAAAAAAUCGUAAUCUAAAAAAUGUAAAUAAUUUCGUAACAAAAAUUUUGACCUUUGGACAUUAAAAUUUCCGUUACAAAAUGAUGAAACUAUUGACCCUUUUGCUAUUCACUUCAGUCUACGUCAUGAUCAAUGCACAAGAGACGGCAUCUAAUGAAAAACCAUAUUUUGGCCAGACAUUCGAUGAAAUUAUCGUAUCAUCGGACUUAAACGUCAGGAGGAAGUCAAAAGAAAAUCGUCAGGGUAAAAGAUUAUUAUCAAACGUGCCGUCAGCAACCACUGUUCCACCGGAAAGACCGACUGCAAUUGCAUCCAGACUCGUUUUCGCCGAUGGAAGCCGUAUAACGCCAGAAAAAAGAGAGAAACGUGGCAUUACGCGAAGGAGGUAUCUGGAUCUGGGCGUCGCGGGAUACUUGCUGAAAUCUCGGAAACGGUAAAAAUUCUACACACCGAGGACAACCGCACGACCCUCCACACCCUCAUCUGUGAUCACACCUCUUUCGAUAAAUUUUUAGGCCACGGUUCAUGUAACAAAAAGGAUAAUAAAAUUUUUCUGUUUCAUAACA